Habropoda laboriosa is the source of this 1562-nucleotide messenger RNA. RefSeq names its product DNA-directed RNA polymerases I and III subunit RPAC1-like. Bases 27 to 1562 code for a protein of 511 amino acids. The transcript is spliced from 9 exons. Gene Ontology annotation, biological process: DNA-templated transcription. Lineage: Eukaryota; Metazoa; Arthropoda; Insecta; Hymenoptera; Apidae. Gene Ontology annotation, cellular component: RNA polymerase III complex; RNA polymerase I complex. Gene Ontology annotation, molecular function: DNA binding; protein dimerization activity; oxidoreductase activity, acting on a sulfur group of donors, disulfide as acceptor. The record is from RefSeq and is a predicted model, not a curated record.
GUAACCUCAAUGUCAUAAUAAGUAUAAUGGAAGAAAAUAGGAAGUCUCGUGUUAUUCUUGAAGAAUAUGGUAUACCUAAUGCCUCCGAAUAUACACAUUAUCAACCACAACAGGAUUGGAAUUUACAUAAUUUCAAAAAGGAAUUCAGAAUACAAGUUAUCAGAGAAUCUGAAGAUGAACGGGAGUUAGAAUUUGAUUUAAUUGGUUACCCUGUUGGCUUUGCUAAUGCAUUUCGUAGAGUUCUUUUAAGUGAGGUACCAACUAUGGCUAUAGAAAAAGUUUAUAUUAUAAAUAAUACAAGUUUAAUUCAAGAUGAAGUUCUUGCUCAUAGGUUGGGUCUAGUACCACUUCGAGCUGAUCCAAGAUUAUUUGAAUAUCCCUCUCCUAAUGCUAAAGAUGAAGAUGAAGUUAGUGAUCAAGAUACAUUAAGAUAUGAACUGAAAGUUUCAUGCACUUGGAAUUCCCAAGCUCCCAAAGAUGCUCGAAGGACAAGUGACAUGUAUAAAAAUAGCAAUGUGUACAGUAAAGACAUCAAAUGGGUUCCAAUUGGUCGUCAAGCAGAACUUUAUCCUCAGGGAACAGAGCAAUUAGGUGUUCUAGAAAAUGAUAUUUUAGUAUGCAAAAUGCGCCCUGGCCAAGAAAUUCAUGCUUUUAUGCAUGCAGUUAAAGGAAUUGGGAAAGAUCAUGCUAAAUUUUCUCCUGUGGCCACAGCAUCAUAUAGAUUAUUACCAGAUAUACAAUUAAUAAAACCUGUUAGAGGAGAAAUGGCUGAUCGUUUAAAAAAUUGCUUCAGUAUUGGUGUUAUAGAGGUAAUUGAACAUAAGCCAGGUGAUCCAGACUCUCGUGAAGCAAGGGUGAAAAAUGCCCGCUAUGAUAGUUGUUCUAGAAAUGUAUUUCAACACGAAGAUCUUAAAGGAUGUGUACGAUUAACUCGGAUAUCUGCUAAGUUUUGUAUAGCACAGCUUCAGGACAACCAGUUGGUAACAUUAAGCCAGAGAGAUGAAUGGAGUAAACAAAAAGUUCACAUAGCCGUGUAUUAUGAGGCAUUAUGUCCAGAUUCACGCAGUUUUUUUAUAAAACAGCUACUGCCAACGUAUCACAAAAUUCAAGAUAAUAUACAAAUAGAAUUAAUACCAUAUGGGAAAGCUACGACAGUAAAUACAGAAAGUGGCUAUGAAUUUAUGUGCCAACAUGGACCUAUUGAAUGUAAAGCAAAUAUUAUUCAUGCAUGCUCCAUAGAUAUUCUGAAGAAUUCUUCCAUCCAAUUAGAGUAUAUAUCUUGUAUGAUUAAAAAUAACAGAGAGCCAGUGAAUAUCAUGGAAAUUUGUGCAAAGAAAAUGAAUGUAGAUUAUAAUCCCAUUUUUAAGUGUUUUGUUGAAGAUAAGGGCAAAGAACUUUUGGCUAAGUAUGGAGAACUUACAAAUUCUUUAAUGCCAAGAAUUUCUUUUAUACCAACUGUUAUACUAGAUGGGAGUGCUGAGAACCAAGCAAGGAUAUUAAAAAAUUUACUGCAAGAAGUGUGCUUACAUUUUAAAAUCAUGCCAGAAGGUUGUAUAUUGUAA